Molecule: messenger RNA, 5234 nt
Organism: Brienomyrus brachyistius
Lineage: Eukaryota; Metazoa; Chordata; Actinopteri; Osteoglossiformes; Mormyridae
Gene: zdhhc5a
Product: zinc finger DHHC-type palmitoyltransferase 5a
Exons: 12
Coding region: 1854-4154 (766 amino acids)
Biological process (GO): protein palmitoylation
Molecular function (GO): palmitoyltransferase activity
Source: RefSeq, a predicted model, not a curated record
UCUAUCUUACCGUGCACCGUUAGUAUGCAGAGGAGUGUUAAGGUUACGGUGCACAUUUAGUACCAAGGUUAGUGUUGAGGUUACCGUGCAUAUUCAGUAUGCAGGUUAGUGUACUGGUUAUUGUGUGCGGUUCCUGUAGAGGUUAGUGUUCAUGUCACUGUGCGUUUACUGUGCUCUGUAGGGCUACCGUGCAUGCUGGUUUUCAGCGUCCGAUGCGGGGGCAGUGUGCUGCACGCCUUUACCUCAUCAUGCUCGUCUUUGCUAAUGCGUCUGCGCUACCGGGCUGCACUGACGACUCCGGUCAGACCGGCGCCCAGCGCUUCCUCUAGGCUGCUGCUCGGCUUCCGCUGACCAGCGCGAUACCGACUGAUAGUGACUCUAGGGCGCCUGUCUGGACGCGGGGGGCGUUUCUGGCUGUCUGCGGCUCUCCCGGAGGCCCGGGAAUUAGGGCUGGGCUCCGGACCUGCCGUCUUCGCCCGAGGGUCAUUGGACACGUCGCAGCCCUUCGCAGUCGCGGCCUGGCCUUGGCUUGUGAGCAGGAAAGUCCGGGGAUUUUCCGGGGCCUGCGCCGGGUGUGGCCCUGUCAAGCUUAACGGGAGCUGCUGCUGCCCUGAAGCCCCAGCAGAAGCCUCUGGCUGUGCAGGGAGGGAUGCCCGCAUUCCUGCGUAUUACCUGACCAGCAGCUCCUGCCCGGGCUCCGCCGUCCUCCUGUCCUCCACUGCCGAUUGGAGGGAGGCCUGUGUCGCUGCCGUGGAAGGGGCAGUCCAUCUCUUUGGGAAAGCAUGGAGUGUGCCGUGUCCCCAGCGCGCUGCUGCCCAGCUCCUGGUCACUUCUCUUUAGAGAGACUGGGCCUGUGAGCUUUGUCUGGAAGCUGAAGGCUGGAUCAGUAACGAGAGGCUUGACCCCCCCUCCCCCCGACCCGGAUACGUGCCUGCAGUGGUACUUUGGUGUUUGACUGAAAUCGCGCACCACACCGAGUGCCCAUCUCCUCCAGGAUUACAGUUCAUCUUACCCCGUUCCCUCUCUGGGGUCCUACCCCCUCCACCUUGCUCUUCUUCAUGGCUUAUGUUAAUCUGCCUGUGUUCAGCCUCAGGUCCAGGGUGUAAUCUGAUGCCUUUUAAGGUGCUGUACUUAUUCCAGGCUUAGACCUUAUAACCAUCCAAGCAACCAAUAAAUGAUAAUCUUGUUACAACUUUUCAAUGAAUCAUCAAAGUGCUUUUGGUAGUUUAUUAUUUUUAAAUGUUAUUGUACCCACAUACACAGCUGUGCUGCUCCCUGGCCAAGAAGGUGGUUUAAGGGCACCAGUGUAAGUGUCCCUGUGGGCCUGGACCCUAUGACCUCAUGAUUCUGGCUUUGGUUCCUUAAUGGUUCUGAGUGAUGGCUAUGAGGCUUCUCCAGUACCUCUCCGCGUGGGCCUCUUCUGGGGCAUUAGGCAGCUCUGUAUAGGUGAGGCUGAGCUGUCUGCUUGACGGGAUGGUGUGGACAGCACCCCUAACUGUGCCCCUAACGAGCCCCAGAGGGUGACAUUCUCAGGGAGCCUCUGCUAGUGUGCCCGUUCCCUUCUGUUUACUUUGGUUGGCUACAGAUAAGGUGUUCAGGAGCUUCUGUCUGGUUCGCAUGAGUGCACAGUUGCACCGUCCAGCUCUCUGGUUGUUUUUAUUCAUUACGAUUAAGGAUGGACCUGAGGUUGGUUAAAUAUUUCGAUGUCCAGACAGAGUGCAUGUGGCCCGGAGGGUGAAGCUCUUCCCUGAAGCUUUCCUCCACUCUAUCAGCCACUUGCUGGCCUUGUUCCUUGUUCCUGCCCCUGAGCCUGUUUAACUCCCUCUAACCCUUCACCUGAAUCAAAGUGUGUGAUGCCCGCAGUCAGCAAGGGUGGGGGUGCCGCUGGCCCCUCUUCUUCGCCCGCAUCCUCCUCCCCGGGCCGCCCUCUCCGGCCCAGCCGCUAUGUGCCCGUCGCUGCCGCCACCGCCUUCCUGGUGGGCUCCACCACGCUCUUCUUCUGCUUCACGUGCCCUUGGCUGGCAGAGUACAUCUCCAUGGCCGUGCCGGUCUACAAUGGAGUCAUCUUCCUCUUCGUCUUGGCAAACUUCUGCAUGGCCACCUUCAUGGAUCCAGGCAUCUUUCCCAGAGCUGAGGAAGACGAGGACAAAGAGGACGACUUCCGCGCUCCGCUGUACAAGACGGUGGAGAUCCGGGGCAUCCAGGUGCGCAUGAAGUGGUGCUCCACCUGCCGGUUCUACCGGCCACCCCGCUGCUCCCACUGCUCUGUGUGCGACAACUGCGUGGAGGACUUCGACCACCACUGCCCCUGGGUUAACAACUGCAUAGGCAGGCGCAACUACCGCUACUUCUUCCUGUUCCUGCUGUCGCUGACAGCCCACAUCAUGGGCGUCUUCGGUUUCGGACUGCUCUUCAUCCUGCACCACACGCAGCAGUUGGACCGCCUGCAUGCUGCUGUCACUAUGGCUGUUAUGUGUGUGGCUGGUCUCUUCUUCAUCCCAGUAGCAGGUCUCACUGGUUUCCAUAUUGUGCUGGUAGCCCGAGGGAGAACCACCAAUGAGCAGGUGACAGGGAAAUUUCGAGGUGGCGUGAACCCUUUCACGGACGGCUGCUGGAGAAACGUCUCCCACGUGUUAUGCAGCUCACAGGCACCCAGGUAUAUGGGCCGGAGGAAGAGGUUUCAGACUGUGGCUGUUCAGCCUCCCUUCCUCAGACCCCCACUGUCAGAGGCCCAGUUGGUAGCCAAGGUCUUGGACAAUGGCAUCCAGGGAGAUCUGCACCGGUCAAAGAGCAGCCUGGAGAUGGAGAGCCAGUCAGCCGACGCCGAGCCGCCCCCCCCUCCCAAGCCAGAGUUGAGAUACCCCGGUCUGGCCCGGGGCCAGCUCUCUCUAGCUGCCUCUGAGGAGAGCUCUCUGCUGAACAAGACCCCGCCCACGCCCACCAUGUACAAGUACCGGGCGGCAUACAACAGUCCCAGCAAAAGCCACACCCCCCUCAGCCAGUCCUACUCCAGCAAGAUGAGUCGGGGCGACAGCCUGAAGGAGUCGUCGUCCCUGCUGGAGUCCAGCCAGCAGGCUGCCUACCGCUCGGAGCCCAGCUUGGAUGGCUGCCACGGGGAGCUAGGUCCCAGGGAGCCGAAUGCCGAGGCCCCGGGGCCCACCGCUCCUGGGGGGGGCAUCCUUGGUUACUCCCUGGGUGGCCGCUCCUUCCCGUCCUUCUCGGACCCCACGGUGCUGUCGGUGGCGGGAUCGCGCUCCUCCAGCGUGCGUUCUGCUCACGCUGGCCACGGUGUCCUCGGCCCGCCGCCACCAGAGGGCGCCUCUUCUACCAGCUACCAGAGCUUGGCCAAUCAGACUCCACGCAGUGGCAGCCUUUCCUAUGACAGCCUGCUGACGCCCUCGGGAAGCCCCGACUUUGAAGCGGCAGGCCCCACGCUGUCCCCGGGCCGGCUCCGUGCCCCCAUGCACAUCCGCCCCCUCCCACACGCGCACCACCCUCCUGUACUGGGCUACAGCUCACCCUUCUUGUCUGCACAGCUGGCCCAGCAGCGUGACCCCGGGCUGCACCAGGCCUCAGCUGCCUUGCUGUCCUCCCCCCGCAAGGCCUACUUGCACGGUGUGAGCCCACCCCCCACCCCGAUGGACAGGGACCCCCAGCGGCACCCCCAGCACCAUGCGCGGCCCCUGCGCUUCUCACGGGCGCCGGUGCUAGCAGACUCGCACCCAGUAGCCUGGGCGCGCUCUCUGGGUUCGCCGGAUUCCCCUCAGGGGACCGUGUCUCCAGGCCCCUUUCCGCACCGGCCCCCACUGGGCAAGUCUCUGUCGUACUCGAGCGCGGCGGCAGCGGAGAUGCAGAGCCGGCUGGUGAGGAAGGCCUCGGCGGGGGCAGGCAUCCAGGCCCCAAAGGAUGAGAUUCAGAUGAAGUCCUACAGCCGCUCAAACGGGCAGCCAAAAACAGGCCCUCCACCCUCACCACAUCAUUCGGCAUCCUCCCCAUCCUCUCCCUCGCACAUGGGGAGCCCGACCCCUCUUACCACAAGGCCAGGCCCAGCCAAUCACAGCACAUCCUCUUUGCACAGCCCCACCCACAAGCAGGGAGGCGGCGUGAAGAAAGUCACAGGCGUCGGUGGGACCACCUAUGAGAUCUCGGUUUGACGGGGGCUGGUUUGAUAAGGGAUCGCGGUCUGCUGUGGGCCAGUAUGCCACUCAACUGGGUCCGGGCAGGCGCACGGACGUGUUCUGCAGCCGUGACUGAAGCCUGGGGUGCCGUGUCACUCGUCACACUGGCCUCUGCUGGCUUGCUCUUGCUAUGACAGCAGGAACUGUAUUGAAACACCCAGGAAUGGAAGGUGAAGCCCACAGAGUGAUGCAUCGUUUCUACCCAUUUGGAUUUUGACCGCUAGCCGCCGCAGCCCAGCCCGACUAGGCGCUCGCUCCCUCCUGUCUGCAGGGCUGCGUUUGCUGAUUGACAGGCAGCUCCCGCUUGCCCGUGCAGCCGUCGGGCGCCGGCGUUAGUUUUUAUUUGAAUUAUUUAUUUUUACAUUUUUAUCAAUUUAUAUAGUGGGUUUAAUAAAAACAGGAGUCUGAAGGGUGGCUAUCUGGACGGGACGGUCUUCGUGCAGCCGGCUGGACCUCCUGCCUGUCGCGACCCUCACCGAAAGCGAAGACUGAGGCCCUGCAUGGCCUGCCACUUUAAUGGGCCCUGGCAGAGCAUGGAUGGCUGAUUCUCCCUUCAAAAUACUAGCGUGCAGUUGCUUCCUGAGGGUUUUCGGAUAUAGUCACCGAGGAAUGACAGACCUUGUUUCGAAUUGCUGUAUAUUUCUGGAUGUUUAUAAUGUCAGUUUGUCAGUUAAGUCAUUAGGUCACCUUCCCCACGAAGGCUGGCCAAUUAUGUGACUGUGGCAUUGUAUAUGAGAACCAAUCCAAACAUUGUUGGACUGGGACCCAGAAGGAAGAUUUGCGUCUUUCGAAAUGAUUGGGUUUAUAUUGGAAUGUUAUGAAAUUUCUUGUCUCAUCAAUCCAGUCAGAGGAAAUUGUUUAAACUUUUAAAAUUGCACUGUGUGACAUUGUGAUGUCAGAAGGCUAGAAUGUGACAGCAGUUGUGACCAGCCAAUGCCUAUGCAGAAAUAACAGGAAAGGCGGGGCUUGUGUGCAUUGUGCAUAUGUGAGCGUGAUUGGCUGUGUGUAUGUCUGUCAGUAUGGCUGACCAAUGAUAAUAAACUUGUUUGUAAAACA